This is a messenger RNA of Cajanus cajan (pigeon pea), 2879 nucleotides long. Its product is annotated as G-type lectin S-receptor-like serine/threonine-protein kinase B120. Gene Ontology annotation, molecular function: protein serine/threonine kinase activity; ATP binding. Gene Ontology annotation, biological process: recognition of pollen; protein phosphorylation. NCBI's taxonomy places the organism in Eukaryota, Viridiplantae, Streptophyta, Magnoliopsida, Fabales, Fabaceae. Gene Ontology annotation, cellular component: plasma membrane. The record is from RefSeq and is a predicted model, not a curated record.
ACUCUUUCAUCUCUCGCCGUGUUUCCAACAACCACAAUAGUAAUAAGUAAUAACGUGUUAUUUCAGUCAAAUAAAUACGUUCCAUGUUCAACCUUUUUCAUCACUGCCCUUGGCCACUCUCACACUAUGACUAUGACAUUGACAAUCUCUUCCUACCUCUUUCUCUUCUCUCUUCUCCUUCUCUCCCUCCACAACCUCUUCUCUUCCGCAGCCACUUCCAGGCUCACCGCCGGCCAAAUCAUAAGGGACAAGGACCGCCAGACAUUGGUCUCCGACGGUCUCAACUUCGCCAUGGGUUUUUUCAGUCUCGACAACUCCUCUUCCCGCUACGUCGGAAUCUGGUACUACAACAUCCCCGGGCCAGCCCUCAUAUGGGUCGCUAACCGCAACAACCCCAUCAACGGCACCGGAGGAUCCAUCACCAUCGCAAACGACGGCAACCUCCUACUCCUCGACGGAGCCAUGAAACCUGUCUGGUCCACCAACGUCUCCACCCACAGAAACUCCUCAGCACUGCUUCGUGACGACGGCAACCUCGUUCUCUCCAGUGAGAAAAAAGAGGUGUGGCAAAGCUUCGAGAAUCCGACGGACACCUACGUGCCUGGUAUGAAAGUUCCCGUGGGGGUUUCAAGUGUUAACCAUGUCUUCACGUCGUGGAAAUCAGCCACGGAUCCUUCUGAGGGUAACUACACCAUGGGGGUGGAUCCUGAAGGGUUGGCUCAGAUAGUGGUUUGGGAGGGGGAGAAAAGAAGGUGGAGAAGUGGGUAUUGGGAUGGUAGACUAUUCCAAGGAGUGUCUAUGACGGGAACGUAUCUCUAUGGUUUUACUCUUAACGGGGAUGGGAAAGGUGGUAGGUACUUUAUAUAUAACCCCUUAAACGGCACUGACAAGGUGCGUUUUCAGGUGGGGUGGGACGGUUUUGAAAGAGAGUUCAGGUGGAACGAGGAUGAGAAACGUUGGACUGAGAUUCAAAAAGGGCCUUUUCAUGAGUGUGAGGUUUACAACAAGUGUGGGGCUUUUGCGGCGUGUGACGUGCCAACUUCUGGUGACCCUGUUUGUACUUGCAUACGAGGUUUUCAGCCCAAGCAUUGGGAUGAGUGGGUGAAGGGGAAUUGGUCGGGUGGGUGUACGAGGAUGACUCCACUCAAGGCUCAGAGGAAUGUCGCUUCUCGGGUUAGUGUUGGAGAGGAUGGGUUCUUGCAUCGUAGAUCUAUGAAGUUGCCUGAUUUCGCACGUGUGCUUGGCACGGAUGAUUGUGAGAGAGAGUGUUUCAACAAUGCUUCUUGUACUGCGUAUGCAGAUGUUCUUGGAAUAGGGUGCAUGGUAUGGUAUGGGGAGUUGGUUGAUAUUCAACAUUUUGAAAGUGGAGGGAAUACAUUGCACAUUCGCCUCGCUCAUUCUGAUUUAGAUGAUGGAGGAAAAAAGAACAGGGUUGCGAUAAUAUCAGGUGUUGUGGCGGGGUUAAUCUGCCUUGGAAUCUUUGUAUGGCUGGUGUGGAGAUUCAAGGGAAAACUUAAAGUUCUGCCUACAGUUUCCUCAGCCUCGUGUUGCAAGAGUAGUGAUGUACUACCAGUUUUUGAUGCAAGCAAGAGCAGAGACAUGUCAGCAGAAUUUUCAGUAUCGGCUGACCUUAGUUUGGAGGGGAGCCAAGUAAGCAGGCCAGAUUUUCCACUUUUCAAUUUCAGUUGCAUUUCAAUAGCCACAAACAAUUUCUCAGAAGAAAAUAAGCUUGGACAAGGGGGCUUUGGUCCUGUCUACAAGGGAAAGCUUCCAGGUGGAGAACAAAUAGCUGUUAAGAGGCUUUCAAGACGGUCUGGCCAAGGUUUAGAGGAGUUCAAGAAUGAAAUGAUGCUGAUAGCCAAACUACAACACCGAAAUCUUGUUAGACUCAUGGGUUGUUCUAUUCAAGGGGAAGAGAAGUUGCUGGUAUAUGAGUACAUGCCAAACAAAAGCUUGGAUUGCUUUUUAUUUGACCCAGUCAAACAAAAACAACUAGAUUGGACAAGACGCUUUGAGAUCAUUGAAGGCAUCGCAAGAGGAUUACUUUAUUUGCACCGGGAUUCAAGACUUAGAAUAAUUCAUCGAGAUUUAAAAACAAGUAAUAUUUUGUUAGAUGAAAAUAUGAAUCCAAAAAUUUCAGACUUUGGCUUGGCGAAAAUAUUUGGUGGGAAUCAAAAUGAAGGGAAUACAAACAGAGUAGUUGGUACAUAUGGUUAUAUGGCGCCUGAAUAUGCAAUGGAAGGUCUGUUCUCAGUCAAAUCUGAUGUAUAUAGUUUUGGUGUAUUACUACUAGAAAUUUUGAGUGGCCGCAGAAACACUAGCUUUCGUCAUUCAGAUGACUCAAGUCUCAUAGGAUAUGCGUGGCAUCUUUGGAAUGAACACAGAGAAAUAGAGCUUGUUGAUCCUUGCAUUCGUGAUUCGAGUCCUAAAAACAAAGCUAUGAGAUGCAUACAAAUAGGGAUGUUAUGUGUGCAAGAUUCAGCAGCUCAUAGACCAAACAUGUCUGCUGUGGUGUUGAUGCUGGAAAGUGAAGCUACGACUCUUCCCAUGCCUACGCAACCUCUGAUUACUUCCAUGAGGAGAUCUGAUGACAGAGAAUUUUACAUGGAUGGCCUUGAUGUUUCAAAUGAUUUGACAGUCACAAUGGUGGUAGGGAGAUAGAAAUGGAGUCAUUCCAUUUCUGUGUCUCUUUUUGUUUGCACUUCUCUAUCACACCCUUUAAACGUACAUAGGGCUCAUUGUUUUUGCGUUUUUCCCUUUUGGCCCAACUGAAAUUAAACUAUACUAUACACUUAAAAUUGAAUACGUUGUAUAUAUCAAUUUGUAUUUUUGAGGAUCCAGAAAUGUGACUUAUUAUUACCUGGCAAAUAGAAAGGAAA